Molecule: messenger RNA, 2074 nt
Organism: Phytophthora nicotianae INRA-310
Lineage: Eukaryota; Oomycota; Peronosporomycetes; Peronosporales; Peronosporaceae
Exons: 4
Coding region: 84-1460 (458 amino acids)
Source: RefSeq, a predicted model, not a curated record
UACCGCUUAGUCAAGUUUAUCGUGAUGGUGGUACAGGUUUAGAUGCAGUUUUAGACGUAUUUGAAACGGAUAACAAGCUGAAGAUGGUUGCACGUCCGGCUACGGGCCAGCGUAAGGCGAAUGCUGCGGCUCAGCAGCCCCUGCAGGGCAAAUUGAGGCCGCAGUCGGCCGCACAACUUGCUAUUGCGCCGGAGUCGCCACCUCGCAACGUUCCUGGAGCUGUGAAUGGAGAGCGUGUAGGAGCGACGAGCGAUGAAUUGAUUCGCGAUCUGGAGCACAAAGUGCGGAAGGUGGUGGAACUGAAGCGAGCGAAGAGCGACAAACUGCGCUUUGAGGUGGCCAAGAAGCGCGAGGAGGUGGAGAAGGCCAAGCUGGUGUUGCAGGAUCUGAUUAAGGACAGUGAAGCAUUAGGGCUGCACUAUAACCCUGGUAACAAUCAGAGCGAAGACGGUGGACACAACUCAACGGGUGACAAGAUUGUGGAGGAACCCAAUCGUCUACAACCUAUUGCCUCAAUCUCGAGGCGUCCAGUGUACUCGAAACACACAAAGAUCAACGAGUUGGAGGCCAAGUUAGAAAAACGAGCGCAAGCUUCGCAUGAGGUACUGCGUAGUACGAUGGUACUCGAACAUAUCAAGAAGCGGCUGCUGAAUGAACGCAUUGAAGUCACACAAGAGACGAACGAGCUCAAAGCUCGAUUUGCAGAUCUGAAUCAUCAGACGCAAGAGCUACAGAAGAAAGAAAUCAGUGCGAGUGAAGCUGUGAGUCAGAUCCAGGCGCGAUUAGUCGAGCAGAAGGUCGAGAUGGCUACUAAUCUGCGCAAGUACAAACGUGAGGUUGAGAUGCGGCAGAAAUGGGCACGAGAGAAAGCCAAGUUCGAGAAAUACUAUAAUGAUCAAAUGCAGACGUUGAUCGACAAUCAGGGCCAGAAUGGGGGCUCUGACGUUGGGCCGAAGAUGGGCUCUCCAAAUACCCGUCGUAACUCUCGAUCCCGUUCACCGAACAAAAUGCGGAGCGUUCACAUAACUACUUCCGAUGAGAUGGACCCACAAGAAGAGUAUCGCCAGGCUUUCCUUCGAAUGGGAUUCGGCCAUUACAGUGAGGGUGUAGAUCCGGAAGAAAUCAUUCGAACGUGGCUUUCUCAUGAGGAAAUCAUGAAGGAACUUGGCGCCAAACACGACGAGGACAUGGAGCGAAUUGCUGUUUUGCGCGACCAGCUCGCGAAAUCACGGAACAUUGCUAACGAGAAGGUCCCGCUAUCUAAACGGGGAACUUCGCAACGACUAGAAGUCAAGGAGAUUGAAAUCUCCAGUGUGGAACGUGCACUGGCUACUGUCGUUGAUCAGUACAUGUUUGUGGAUCAGAGUGUCCGCCCUCUAAAGGUUUGUCGAACUUUGCUUAGAGAGAGAGAGAGAGUAACGUACCCUCCACUGAGAAAGGUGGUGUAUUAUGUGAUUUAGAUCGGACUGCAGCAAAUUCUACAGAACGUCACGAACGAGACUGUGAACGUGGAUGACAUGGCAGGAAUCGAGAACGCACUCAUGGGUUCGAUAGAAGAGAUGAUGAAACUCGUGCGCGAAACUCGACUCGAUUCUGACAGCCCAUCGAACCAGUCUUCCAUCGACGAGGCUCUAACGUCAGGCGAGGCUACUCCAGUCGGUGGAGAGGGAGAAUCCAGCAAUGCAUCGAAGGCGAUCGCAGAAUUGGGUGUGGUCUCCGCAGACCAUUUCACUUCACCAUUCAACAUCCGUAUCCCACCGAAGCCGAAGGAACCGUACUAUGUCCUUGGCGUGAGUACUGUACCGCCAGCAGCGAAAGCACCUGAUGACGGCAAAGAGCCAGAAGAUUUGGUCGACUUGGACUUCGAUGUCAUGGACCGAUCGACGGUUAAGCGCAUUUCAUCCCUACUAGUUUGCACAAGCACAGGGAAGAAAGGCAAGGACAACGAGCGUAAUAGCCACCGAAGAACUAAGUUCUAAGCAGAAAUCCAACUAAGAAUGCUCGUUAUAUUGUUAAAUGAAAGACACUUAAACUCAUGAUGAGGUACUUAAACUCAUGAUGAGGUAACAUAGAA